Messenger RNA from Rosa chinensis, 2366 nucleotides. RefSeq lists its product as uncharacterized. The coding region runs from base 102 to 2153 and encodes 683 amino acids. The transcript has 2 exons. Lineage: Eukaryota; Viridiplantae; Streptophyta; Magnoliopsida; Rosales; Rosaceae. The record is from RefSeq and is a predicted model, not a curated record.
AAACCGAGUCUGAGCCUCCGUCGUGUAAGAAAAAAAGAAGAAAAGGAAAAAGAAAAAGAAGAAGAAGCGAAAAGAGUUUCAGAGCUCUAGUCCGUACAGCCAUGGCGGUUAAGAUCGAAGCAGAAGUUCCCGAGGUUUACCGACUCGCCGGAAGAAUCGCCGGCCUCAACCGUAAUAUGACGGCGAUGAAUCUUCUUCUUGAAGAUGCGAACCUGACGUCGGAGUUCCGCGAUGCCGUAAACGAAGAAAUCCCAAGGACUCGGUCAGACCUAGAUACGGCGAUGUUGGACUUGGCUCUGUUGACCUCAGAACCAGAGGUUGACGAAGUGUCCGAAAUCUUGAAGUCCGUAUUCGAAUCCAACCAGGUCGAGGUCGCGCUGAGAGUACAAGUACAAGAAACAAGUGAGUUCAGGCUUGAUGCGGACGGAGGUAGAAUAAGCGCCUUGCAUUUGAUGGAGGAGGGAGUCAAUUUGGACGAGUUGAAGGGCCUCAAAACCCUAGGUCUCCAAAUUGGAAUCGGAAUUUCCAAGUGCUUAAUGCAUUUAAUGUACUUCUUCACGCACAAGGAAGAAGCAGCAGAAUCGGAAGAGAAGCUCGAGAUCGUAAUCACUGACUCAAGAUUUCAAAGUUUCAGAAAUUCAAUACCAGAGCUCUUGGUGUCACUGAGCUGGUUGAGGAAGGAGGAUGACCUGGUCUCCAAAAAGCUUGUGCCUCUUCUGCACUUUGCGGAUGGACAACUGGCGGGGCUCAUUGGAUGCAGAAGGGAUGACAAGAUCUUUCAGCUGCUUGCCAAGGAGGGUUUAGAUACUUGUCUUGGUCAAUUGGAAUUACUCAUACUCAACGUCCAAUCGGCCUUUGGUGUGCCGAUUUUUGCAGCUGACGAUUCCGCUAAGCUACCCCUAGCCUGUCUUCAAGAUCACCUCAGCAAAUUGGAGAGAGGGCUGCGGGGCAUUGAACUCCAAUUGAGCAACUACGAGGAAAUCCUCUGCUUAACUGACAAACUUGCUUUCCGGAAUCUGGCUCGUUUUAUGCGAUUCAUGGAUGACAAAAUAAUCGGAUUGUGGAAGGAUUUGGUGGGCAAACCUCCAGUGAAAGCUGUAUGUGGUUUGACAACAAGCAGGGGGCUAAUAGAGGGGCCAUUUCAAGAUUUCGUUGCUGAUGCAACGAGAUAUUUAGAAGAGAGCAAAUCCACAUUCUGCACAGAAUUUGGUGAGGCUAUUGGCAGUGUAUUUGCAGCCAGAGAUCCAGAUGUUCAACAAAUUGAGUACUUCUUGCAUGCGACAUUUGCUGCAGCUAAGAGCUUCUCUGAUUUCUAUGUUGAGACUAAAGCAUCUGUGGAGCUUUCUAAGAGCUUUGACCGAAGGAAACAGCAGGCUUUUGUUGCCCAAACACAAAAGAUGAUGGUAAGACCUCCUAAGAGUCCAGAAGCAGUGAACUUUAAAAUGAAAGUCAAGGCUCUCUGGCUGCAUAAGCAAUUAAGUUUUCUGAAGAUUGUUGAACAAGUCAAGGAGGCUCAAGCAGUUUCAAAUAAUGAUCUCAGAGGGCUUGCAAAGGAAAUUCAUACGUUAGAGCUUGAAGCUUCACAGCUUGGGAUGAAGCUCAGGGCCUGUUUUCUAAGGAUGCUGAUCAUGAUGAAGUCUGAGGGGAAUUUGACAAUGAUAAAUCUGUUUAACAAGUACCAUUCCCUGCUUGACCUAGUCAGUGAUAUUCUUCAUCAAGCCACACCUUCAAAUUGUGUGGGAUUUGUAUUGGGCAAAGUUAACCAUUUGCUAACCAAGGGACAAGUGGAGCUGAAUAAUAUCCUGACCAAAAGGAAGUUGAGCAAUAUCUUUGUGACCACAGAGUGGCUUCCGACCAUUCGCAUACAGCAGAUCGACAGUACACUUGAUGAUCUCUUAGAAGUCACCACAAGAAUGGAUCUCCUAUUGACCCUUCCCAUGCUCCCGGAUGCGCCCAAAUCUCAGACCUUGGAUUGGAUAGCUAAGGAGUUGAAUGACAUGAAAGCAACAUUGGCGAAGGUUGAAGAGUUCAUAGUACGGAUGUACAAUGUUUUUCAAAUCAAUCAGCAUCUCAAGGAUGUAGCUUCGGUGGACGAGUUUCUAGAGAUUUUUGUGAGGCCUGAGCUGGUAAACUGUUGGAAGCAGGGCAAUUGACAUUGACAAGAUGCUUGUUUACUGUGAGGAUUACAUUUCUGCGUUACUCAUAUUUCCUAUUUUCGGAUUAUCAUUUGCAAACUUUUGUGAAAGAGGAGUAGACCUGUAGGUGGAUCUUGGCUAUUUUCUGAUGAUAAGUCAUAUAUGCUUUUGUAUAUGUUGUGGGACGUGGAUCUGGCUAUUUUCUGAUGAUAUAUAAGCCAUGUUUUUGUA